AACAUAAACAAGUCUCACACCCACCAAUCGAAAUCGCAUCGCAGUUCAAGUUGCCAGUGUGGGUGGACUUUGCUUUAGAAACUGGCAACUGUUAUCACGAGUUCAAGCGUUUCAAAAACACGGCGUGUAUUUAUUAAUUUAAAUAUAAGCAUUUGGCAAGUUUAAAAUACCUAUCAUUCUCCUAUCCAACGUGUAAAGAACGUGUUUUGUUAAAGUACCAUCUGUGAUCAGAUCAAGCCAUUGUUGAAUUCCGGAGUAAUAUCGCGACUAUAACGUUGCGACACGAAACGUUAAUCGCUCUUUAAGUUGAUACGUAACGCAAUACAGUAGGAAUCAAAUGUUUGAAAACCGAAAAUAAAAUAAAAUUGUAAAUUGUAAACGCAAAUUUCUGAGUAGAGAUGAUUCAACUACGAAUAUUUAAAAUGUUUAACCUGAGGACAAAUAAUGACGCAUCAAAUCGAAGGUUGUUUUCGUAGAACGAGAAAGUACCGAAGCCGACCUAUUUGAGGUUGAUUAUCAAAAAUGAAGAAACAGCAUUACAUCUGCAAUACCUAUGAUUCUAGGGGAUUGGAAUUUAAACCGGAAGCCUUGAAAACACUUGAAAAAAGUCUUGAUGAUUUCUUCACCGGAUCAAAUAAGCUCCUAUUUGUGCGAGCUUGUGGUGGUUGUGACAUAUCGGAAUAUAGAAUUCGGAAAGUUUUAUCCGAUUUAAAGCAUGGUGAGCAAUGUAAAACGGUCACCUAUGAUGGAUUCCGUGAAACACAAAUGAAAGAUGGAACGGGACGCAACAAUCAGGAUACAGUCCUUAUAGUCGUUAUAAGAAACGAGGAUAUGAAGCAGGUGGAUAGUAUUGAAAACUUCAAAGUAUCGAUAUGCUGGACAAUUGUUGUUUUCGAAGGAAACUUCGCGCGCGAAAUUGAAUCUAUACAGGAUGACUUUAAAUUCGCAGAUUUGACGGAACCGAUCAAAGAACGUCUGACUUUGGGCACAAUUUGUCUUCAAGGUCGGGAAGUAUUGUUGAAGACAUUUGUAAGCAAAAAACUUGAGGAAGAAAUUUCCGCGGCAGCUAUUGUUCAGUUGAAUUCUUCGGAAAAAUUAAUAGUCGAUGAUGAAGGUCGACUAAUCUCGUCGUCCAUUUACAUAGAUCGCUUGAUAACGGACGAAAAUGGGAAGCCUUUUAAUUUUAAUCAAGAAAUAACUGUUUUAUGCGGUGACCCUAGUGUGGGAAAAAGCGUGUCGCUUGUCAAGAUGGCCGAAGAUUGCAAACGGGCUUUUCCAACAGACAUCGUAAUUUUAAGGGAUCUUCAAACAAUUAUCAGCUAUUUCGAUGGAGAUGUGUCUGACAUUGAAAUUGUCUUCAAAUUUCUUCAUAUAAAAACUUCUGAAAUUGUACAACGAUUAGUUGUGUUAAGAUUAUUUGAAGAACGUAAAAUAAACCUUUUUUUGGAUGGAUUUGAUGAAAUAAGCGAAACCAAAAAUCACAACCUUAUAAAGCUGUUGAAAUGGAUAGCGAAAAAAACAAUGCGCGUUGUAGUAAUAGCUACACGAUCUCAUCGGAUUCAAUUCAUUAAGAAACACCUGAGUCCAACAAUAUGCACUGUACAUCCCUUAUCCGCAGAAGAACAAAAAAAAAUUUUGCAGCAGCAUUGGACUAGCUCAAGCAAUGCAUCUGUUGAUGAGCUGAAAUUCGUAGAAAACUGUAACAAAUUAUUUCAGCACUACCCGAGCUCGAAUAUCCUUGAAAUUCCGGUACAAAAUAGCGUAAUUGCAUCAGUAUACGAAGAUUUGGUUUCUAAAGGUCUGUCUCUGACCGACGUAGCUAUAAGUGAAAUUGUACAGAAAUUAGUCGACAUGAAGUUCAAUAUUUAUCAGCUCAAAUAUUUCAAUUCAGCUAACCGAGCACACGAAGUUAUGUUGAAAACACUGCGAUGGCAAUUCGAAAUCGGUCAUUCAGAAAUAGCUUACGGGUUAGACACUUCAGUGCGAAACGGUACUGAACAAUUACUCGAAUUAGAACAAUUUGGUCUGCUGAGGAUCGAAAGUCACGCAAUUUCAUUUGUUCAUCCAAUUUAUCAGGAUUUUUUCUUAGCGCUUUAUAUUAUCACAGGAGAUGUUGAUCAAGAUACCAUCAAUGAAUAUCUUAAAAAUUGCAUCCGUGAGUCAUCGGGCAACCGUUUCAAUGACUUUUUGAACCAUCAGAUUUUUCGCACGAAAGACAUGUACAAAAACAACUUUUAUCAAAAAUUUAUAAGAACAAUCUCUAUAAGUUCUACAUCCAAAAAAGAGCAAUUUUGCACAUUUUUUGAAAAUUAUUGUUCCGAAGAGGAAAUGAUCACUUAUCUGCAUCGUUGUGUAGCAAGUGGCUUUGCUGGUCUCUUUGGAUUGUGUUAUGAAAGCAUUCCAGUUGAUCUGUCCGAAAAGCUGGAAUUCAAAUUUUACCCUCGAAACCACACAACUAUUGAUCUGUCGACGGUUAAUGAGGAAAUGUUGCUGUCGAUGCUACAGCUACUAAACGAGCAUCCCCUAUUGAAAAAAGCGGAGAAAAUUCUGACAAAUUUUGAACUUGACGAAACUGAUUUCCUCCUGAAUGCCAUCGAGGGCGACAAACCUCUUGUGAUAGAGCAACUUUUCAGAAUAGCUAACAGCAUAACGGAAGAAGAAGACGAAGACGAUUUGUUGCAAGAAUUUGUAAGCCAGAGGUGGCGAAUUUAUUUCCGCAAAAUACUUCACAACAAAAAGCAAAUCGUCCUGGAAACUAUUUUCCGACAGUUGGAGAAAAAAUACCUAAACUAUGUGUUGAAACACUUUCUAAGGGAAGCUGAUGUGCUGCACGUUUUGAUCGAUGAAUGCUCGAAGCUGGAGACAGCAAUUCCUGAGCUCAUCCAUAUAUCGCUACAAUUUAUAGAAAAGCAUUCCGAUAAAAGGGACCUUCAGAUUCAGCUUGGACGAAAAACCAAAGGGAAAACUUGUCUUGAGCGUUUAGCGAAUGUCGCGCUGUUCGAAAACCGGGUAUUGUUCGAACUGUUUGCGAAAACAAAAGGGGUUGAAGUGUAAUAUCUGGGAAUAUUAAAGUUUCACUUUCUUUUCAAAUAAGUUUGCUUCUAACUAUCUUUAGCCCAUCUUUGAUCAAGACAGAGUUGCCUUUAUGUAUUCUUAUAAUAGGUAAUACUUUUAGCAAACAAAAAAUUGCAUGAACACAGAAAAGAGACACGGGAAUUUAUAACAUGUGUUUUUAUCAGUUUGUUAUUUUUUGUAGUCGGCCCGAAUAACUGUAAUUUUGUCUAGUGGCAAUUUUAUCGAGUGUUCAAUAAUUUUUGUUGAACAACUAAACUUUUUUAACGAGCAAUCGGUAAUUUGUACCGAACAAUAUUUUUACUUGGGAUUUUUUAUCCCUUUAGAUGCUUAUUUAUUUAUUUAUUUUAUUUAGUAAAAAAAAUUGUUGUUGAAUUAUAGACUUCCCGAGCUCAUCCUUUUUCUCAUACUGUGUGAGACUCUAUUCUGAGCUGAUAUUUUAACAAGAGUAUGUUGUUGAAGAAAAUAACCAAACUAUGAAUAUUACCCCUAAGAAAAAUCAUUUUAAUUGACAUAUGUAUACGAAAAUUUAAAGAAAAAAAUCCAAAUCCGGACUCUAUCACCUCUAUCACUUCACUUACACCGACUAUUGAAACAAAAUAAGGGCCAGGAACUAUUUUGAGAUAUUUUCAAUCCGGAAUGUUUCGAUUGUUCAGCGGAAUAGAGAGAACAAGUGUCUUAAAGCUCCCUUUUUUAUACAAAUGGAUUAUGACAGAAAAUGAACAUUGCUUAGCCCACCGCUUUAACCCCAAAAAAUAUAAAUGUCACACGUACCUUCUUAUUUACAAGCUCAUCAUUAGCUUCAGUAAUCUCAGUUAGUUUAAUAUUUACAGCUAAUCCAAAUAAUAUUAUAAACAAAGCUUAAUAAGAUUAUCUACACAGACCAUGUCAGGGUGCAUUAACCAUCAUUAUCCGGAAAAAGGUUCCAAUUUUGAACUUAACUAAUAAUGUUGAAAAAGGAAAAAUAGUUUUCCAACACUAGGCUGAAAAAAAGAAAUUUAAAUUUAUAAAAAAAUGCGACUCUGAAAAAGGACUUCAGAAAAAAAAUUGGAUAAAAAAAAAUUAAAGAUCUUAAAACAGUUAUUGCAAGUGAAAUGUUUAAUUUAAAACUUUUUUCAAUUUAGAUACAUGACUCGUAUCGCAAGACUAAUAAAAUUGACAAACCCACAUUACUCUUUUAAUA
Messenger RNA from Uranotaenia lowii, 4255 nucleotides. RefSeq lists its product as uncharacterized. The transcript is spliced from 2 exons. The record is from RefSeq and is a predicted model, not a curated record. The coding region runs from base 523 to 3054 and encodes 843 amino acids. NCBI's taxonomy places the organism in Eukaryota, Metazoa, Arthropoda, Insecta, Diptera, Culicidae.